GGAUUUACAUAGCAUGAUUUCCGUGGGACUGGGAAGCGAAAGCGGAGGGUGGUGCGCCGUUCAGGAACUGAGGGGAACUAACUAACCUUACCGGUUAACAACCUGUAGCCUCCGCCGCUGCCUCCGCUGGGAUCCCGGUAACUUCUCUCCGCCUCCCAGCUUCCCUUUUUUUGGAUUAUUGUUUUUUUUAUUAUUAUUAUAAGUCUCUGUCGGAGAGGACGGGAAGCGGCUCGAGUUGAACCCGGUUUGAAGGGCUGUGGCCAUGGCCGGGGGAGGAGGCGGAGGGGUUUCUCCGCUGGGGCCCGCUCCGCCGAUGUGGUACCACCGGGACCUGAGCCGAGCUGCGGCCGAGGAGCUGCUCGCCCGAGCGGGGAGAGACGGCAGCUUUCUGGUGCGGGACAGCGAGAGUGUCAACGGAGCUUACGCUUUGUGUGUGCUGUUUCAGAAGCACGUCCACACCUACAGAAUCCUUCCAGAUGAUGAGGGUUUUCUGGCCGUGCAGACGUCCCAGGGCGUUCAGCCGAAGCGGUUUAAGACACUACCGGAGCUGGUGUCUCUGUACCUGCAGCCCAACCAGGGCCUGGUCACAACCCUGCUGUACGCCGUGGAGAGGGAGGAAACUGCCGUCACAGACGACAGGGACUAUUCAGAUGGAGAGGAUGAAAAGCCGCCGCUCCCCCCUCGCUCUGCCUCCACCUCCACUCCCCCCGGACCUGAAACGCCUACGGAAAGCACUCCUGCAGCUAACGGUCUCAGCACCAUUUCCCACGAGUACCUGAAGGGCAGCUAUGCAUUGGAUCUCGAGGCCGUCAAACAGGGAGCGUCCUCCCUGCCUCAUCUCAACAAAACACUUGUUGCCUCCUGUAAACGUCUCAAUGGAGAGGUAGAUAAGGUUCUGUCUGGCCUGGAGAUCCUCUCUAAGGUGUUCGAUCAACAGAGUGCGUUUAUGGUCUCCAAGAUGAUACAACAGUCGGUGAAUCAGGGAGGAGACCAGGAGCUGGAGAACUUGGUGACCAAGUUGGCUAUUCUUAAAGAUCUGCUGUCCUCCAUAGAGAAGAAGGCUUUGAAAGCUCUGCAGGACAUGAGUCUGUCCUCACCGUGCGCCCCUCCACCUUUCUCCACGCGAAACAGCAAAGCCAUUCCUGUGCAGGCCUUCGAGGUGAAGCUCGACGUUUACCUGGCAGAGCUGACAAAGAUCGGAAAGAGCCAGAAAUACACUUUGUCUGUGGACGUGGAGGGAGGGAGGCUGGUUGUGAUGAAGAAGGUGAAGGACAACCAGGAGGACUGGAACACCUUUACACACGACAAAAUCCGUCAGCUGAUCAAGUCCCAGAGGGUUCAGAACAAACUGGGCAUUGUGUUCGAGAAGGAGAAAGACAAGAGUCAGAGGAAAGACUUCAUUUUUGCCAGCGCCAAGAAGCGGGAGGCCUUUUGCCAGCUGCUGCAGCUGAUGAAGAACAAACAUUCCAACCAGGAUGAGCCUGACAUGAUUUCCAUCUUUAUAGGCACCUGGAAUAUGGGCUCAGUACCUUCGCCCAAGUCUGUGGCUUCCUGGGUCUUGUGCCGCGGCUUGGGGAAAACUCUGGACGAGAUGACUGUCACCAUCCCUCACGACCUGUAUGUGUUCGGAUCGCAGGAGAACUCUGUGUGCGACCGGGAGUGGGUGGAGUCACUGCGAGCCGUGCUGAAGGAGCAAACAGAGCUGGAUUAUAAACCGAUCGCUGUUCAGACGCUGUGGAACAUCAAACUUGCUGUGUUGGUGAAACCUGAACAUGAAAACAGGAUCAGCCAUGUGGGGAUGUCUAGUGUCAAGACGGGAAUCGCCAACACUCUGGGUAACAAAGGAGCAGUGGGUGUGUCCUUCAUGUUCAACGGGACAUCGUUUGGAUUCGUUAACUGUCAUUUGACAUCAGGGAAUGAGAAGAUUGCAAGGAGAAACCAGAACUACCUUGAUAUCCUACGGCUGCUGUCUUUAGGAGACAAACAGUUGAGCUCCUUUGACAUUUCUCUACGCUUCACACACCUGUUUUGGCUCGGAGACCUCAACUACAGGCUGGAUAUGGACAUUCAGGAGAUUUUAAACUACAUUAACAGGAAGGAAUUUGAGCCUCUGCUGAAAGUGGACCAGCUCAACCUGGAGAGGGAGAAGAAUAAAGUGUUUUUGCGCUUUGCCGAGGAGGAGAUUUCAUUCCCCCCCACCUACCGUUACGAGCGAGGCUCAAGGGACACGUACGUGUGGCAGAAACAGAAAGCCACAGGGAUGAGGACCAACGUGCCGUCGUGGUGCGACCGGAUCCUCUGGAAAUCAUACCCAGAAACACACAUUGUGUGUAAUUCCUACGGCUGUACAGAUGAUAUUGUGACCAGCGAUCAUUCCCCUGUGUUUGCAACUUUUGAGGUCGGAGUGACAUCUCAGUUUGUUUCAAAGAAAGGUCUACCAAAGUCUUCAGAGCAGGCCUACAUCGAGUUUGAGAGCAUUGAAGCCAUCGUAAAGACGGCGAGCCGCACCAAGUUCUUCAUAGAGUUCUACUCUACUUGUCUAGAAGAGUUCAAGAAAAGCUACGAGAACGACAGCCAGAGCAGCGACAACGUGAACUUCCUGCGCGUGGGGUGGUCCAACAAGCAGCUCACCACCCUCAAACCUCUCCUGUCAGAGAUCGAAUACCUGCAGGACCAACAUCUGCUGCUGACCGUCAAGUCAGUGGAUGGAUACGAGUCCUAUGGAGAGUGCGUGUUGGCCCUCAAAUCGAUGAUUGGCUGCACAGCCCAGCAGUUCCACACCUACCUGUCCCACCGAGGAGAAGAAACUGGAAACAUCCGGGGAUCCAUGAGGGUCAGGGUCCCAGCUGAACGGAUGGGCACCAGGGAGCGACUCUAUGAGUGGAUCAGUGUGGACCAAGAUGAGACAAGCGGACCCAAAGGGAAAUCCACCAUUGUGUCCAGAGUUGGACACGAGUAUGUGAAACAGUCUGUGGUUCGUAAACAGCUUGGAGAGCUGGGAAAGGUCAGCGAGGAGGGAGAGAAAAACUCUAAGGAGGAAACGGCUGCGAGACCCAAACAGGACACCCCGGAUGGUGAUUCAUCCGUCGGCAAAAACAGCUUCAACAAUCCUGCCUACUACAUCCUGGAGGGCGUUCCCCACCCCUCAGCUGCUGGCCUUCCACCUGAGCUGCUCCCAUCUCCCACCUCUCCAACCACCCCGGCUGUUAAAGCCCCACCCCCAUCAGCUGUGGCUCGUACCAAACCUCCUUUAGGAACCGCCAUGCCCGCUCACUCCCGCAGAACUGUUGCGGGACACCCAGCCCGCGGAGUCAGCGAGGAGAGCUCCUCGGAGGAUGACGGGGGGGCCGCUCUGGCUCAAGGAGGAGGCGUCGCAGGAACAGUCGGCAACACGCUGAAUCGCCCGCCUCCUGACUUCCCCCCUCCUCCUCUGCCCAAGGGAGCCCUGGAAACCGUCGCCGAGUCUCAAUUCAGCAAGGCUCGUUCUCUUUACCCGGACCUGGCCGAGGUCAGGAUCCCACCAGCCGGACCUGGUGGGCCUCUUGCUCUCGGGGAGGGUUUAAGGCGAGGGGGGGCAGGGGCGCUGGACGAUCAGUCUUGCUCUGUGCUGCAGAUGGCAAAGACUCUGAGUGAAAGCGAGUUUCCUGGGCACCCUCCCCGCGCUCCCUCGGCGCCACCGCCCGUCCGAGUCCCGCCUAUCGGGAUGCUGGAUGCAUGCCGCACCUUCCCACCCAGGAACCCCAUCCCAGAGAGCAUCGCAGAGGACAUGCCAGAGGAGGCACUCUGGGGCAGCAGCAGCUCGUCUCUGUCUGUGGGAGAGUCGUCAGUGGGGGAGUGGCUGCAGAAGCUGGGCCUUGAGAGAUACGAGGAAGGGCUGCUACACAACGGCUGGGAUGAUCUGGAGUUCCUCAGUGACAUCACAGAGGAGGACCUGGAGGAGGCCGGGGUGCUGGAUCCAGCCCAUAAGCGGAUCCUGCUAGAGAGCCUCAAGCAGCAACAGCAGCAGAAAUAAACUGGAGUAAAGCCACAUCUGAUCCUAAGAGGCCAGAUCUCAACUGAAAAAGAACCGAUCCGAUCCAAGUUGGAACCUGCUAACUAAUGCCAGACAGUGCCUUCUGAGAAAAUUGCACUUCAUUUAUACUUUCAAGAACACUUUCUGACCCAAUGUCCUCCUUCAUUUGUACUGUAUGAGUGUUGUUUGUGUCAUAGAUGUGGCCUUAUUUAAUCAUUGCAGUCCUUUGAGCAUCACUACAGAACCCCUCGCUGUAAAUGCAGUUAGAUCAUCGUUUUUAGAAGGUUCUAAAGGUAAAGUUGGUGCACAGGGCGGUGCAACCUUUGCUGCGACGUUAGACCUAACCUUUAACUGCAAGAUAUUUCAAGUACAUUUUGUUGUUUCUGGAUUCUUGAUGAGGAUUCAUUCAAGCUGGGCAGAUUUCAAAUGUCCAAAGAAAUCAAAGUUAGAGAAGAGCCGUCUAGUAGGUUCUGUGACUGGAGCGAACAGGAUGUAGCGACAGAGAUGAAGCUAGUCAGCAGAAUUUCAAAUAAUAAGAACUCACUUUUUUAUUUCUUUUGUUUUUUUGUCAGAUCGUAUAUUUUGUAAGGAUGUCUGGGCCAUAGAUUGUUUGAUUUAUGGCGCCUCUGCAUGUAUUUAUAAAGGGAAUUUUCAGCUAACCAAAUAGAAAGGUUUGGAGCUGAAAACUAUAUAUUCACCUCAAAGCAGCAUUUUUGUCUUUCUGAAAAGAAAAGAUUUAAUAAACCAUAACAAAGCUGUUUGUAUGGUAAUAUGGUUUAAAGCUGAUUUUAUGUUUGUCAUAACUGGAGAUGAUUCUGUGUUUUUAGACCAUAUUUUGUACUCUUGUGGAAAUGUUUCCCCCUUCAAACACAUUGCUGUGCUUGUGUUUCCUCAUUUAACCAGUAGGGGGUGCUGUUUCUCUCUAACCAAGCCUCGGUUUUGGCUCAUCCUGGAAACUUGAGGAACAAAAUUUUUACUUGCUGGCCAAUGGUUUCCUUUUAUUUCCAAUUUUUUUAAUAAGAGCACACUAAAAAAUCUACAGUUAUAUUGACACCUUACAGUGAAACUAUUAGAAGGUAAACUGUAUAUGUUUAUUUUGAUGUACAAAUCGAGUCUGGAUAUUUGUCGGUAGAAAAAGAUGACCAGUUUGUUUUAAUUUUUUUGUUGCCCAUUUAUUUCAA
Messenger RNA from Cyprinodon variegatus (sheepshead minnow), 5193 nucleotides. It is a transcript of the gene inppl1a, whose product is annotated as inositol polyphosphate phosphatase like 1. Lineage: Eukaryota; Metazoa; Chordata; Actinopteri; Cyprinodontiformes; Cyprinodontidae. Gene Ontology annotation, molecular function: phosphatase activity; protein binding. The transcript has 27 exons. Gene Ontology annotation, biological process: phosphatidylinositol dephosphorylation. The record is from RefSeq and is a predicted model, not a curated record. Bases 263 to 4012 code for a protein of 1249 amino acids.